Labeo rohita (rohu) is the source of this 2567-nucleotide messenger RNA. It is a transcript of the gene insm1a, whose product is annotated as insulinoma-associated 1a. Gene Ontology annotation, biological process: negative regulation of transcription by RNA polymerase II; regulation of cell cycle process; neuron differentiation. Bases 408 to 1625 code for a protein of 405 amino acids. The record is from RefSeq and is a predicted model, not a curated record. Gene Ontology annotation, molecular function: RNA polymerase II cis-regulatory region sequence-specific DNA binding; DNA-binding transcription repressor activity, RNA polymerase II-specific. Gene Ontology annotation, cellular component: nucleus; transcription repressor complex. Lineage: Eukaryota; Metazoa; Chordata; Actinopteri; Cypriniformes; Cyprinidae. The transcript has a single exon.
CGGAACUUCUUUGUUGCCAUUUCCCCCCUUUUUGAUUUGAAAUUCUGAUGCUCCAAAAGUGAAGGAGCCCCUAAAGGAUGCUGACAAAGGCAGGGCACGUGUGCAUUGACGGGAAGCAUCAAAGCGUGAAAAGAGGAGGAACCAGCGUGUGCCUAAAGCAUCCUAAUAUAAUAAACCUCAGGUACAUCUGCCCGAGCAAUCUGCGGACCCUCCCAUCUCCAAAUCCAUAGGGAUUCCAGCUCCAUCUGAUUGGACGAGGCGGCGAGGGGCGAGAACAAUGUCAUCAUUCCUGCUUAAAAAGACUGCUGCUAUGCCUCCGUGAUGGAAAGAUCACCGCACGCGUCCAAAUAUAGUACCAGGUGUGCCUCUGAUUCCAACCCGUCUGAAGUGCCUUUCAGCUGGCGAAGAUGCCGAGGGGAUUUUUAGUCAAGAGAAAUAAGAAAGCGACACCUGUUUCGUACCGCGUCCGCUCGGAGGAGGAUGAGCAGGGCGCGUUUCCAGGAGCGCAGCAGGACGCGGCGAGCGCGCACCGCCCGGCGUCGUCGUCCCCGCCGCCGCCGCCUCUGCGCACGGACGCGGCGCAGCCGGUGCAGUUCGGGAACCCAGAGAUCGUGUAUCGAUCCAUGUACAGCCCGACCCGGCCCGUGAGCAGGGAGCACGAGAGGGCGUGUUUGGAAAGGCGCUUCAAUCUCGGCUCGCCCAUUUCGGCCGAGUCCUUCCCGGCGGCGCCCCACGGCUCCGAUCAGGCGCCGUUCGCGCCCGUGGAUCUUAAAAUCGGCACCAGCAACAGCACCCGAACCGGCACCACGUUACCCGCCAAACGACCCGCAUCGGACGCGGAGCGCAAAGGCAAACCAGCAUCCAAGAAAGCCAAAGCCAUGCGGAAAUUGCAGUUUGAGGACGAAGUCACCACUUCCCCGGUGCUGGGACUGAAGAUCAAAGAAGGUCCGGUGGAGCAAAAACCCAGGUCCCAGUGCACAGGCGGCGACAAGCCGCUAGGCGAGUUCGUGUGUCAGCUGUGCAGAGAGGCAUACGCCGACCCCUUCUCUCUAGCCCAACACAAAUGCUCCAGAAUCGUCCGGAUCGAGUACAGAUGCCCGGAAUGCGACAAGCUCUUCAGCUGCCCGGCGAACCUGGCCUCGCACCGGCGGUGGCACAAACCCAAAACGGCGCCGCAGAACCCGGAGAGCAAUAAGACCCCCGCGGCCGAGAAAGAGGAGACCUCCAGCGACAGAGACACUCCGAGUCCCGGACUUUCCGAAUCCGGAUCCGAAGACGGGCUUUACGACUGCCAGCACUGCGGGAAGAAGUUCAAACGUCAGGCGUACCUGAAAAAGCACGUGAUGGCGCACCACGAAGCGUGCGACAAACCCCAAAGCCAGGCGCCGCUGAAUCUGAGCGCGUCCGAGUGCCACCUGUGCCCGGUGUGCGGAGAAAACUUCCCCAGCAGAAUGAGCCAGGAGCGGCACAUCCGCCUGCAGCACUCGGCGCAGAUCUACCCCUGCAAAUACUGUCCCGCCAUGUUCUACAGCUCGCCGGGACUUACGAGACACAUCAACAAAUGCCACCCGUCGGAAAACAGGCAGGUCAUCCUGCUGCAGAUGCCGGUGCGUCCAGCCUGCUAAAGCAAAGCUGUGCCUUGAACCAGCGCAUCCCGACUCCGAAGCGGGUCGGGAAGCACUGCAUUAACCCACAGAGUCGACCUGGAUGAGCACCAGAUGAGACUGAGUUUUCAAAUCUAAGGUAGUUGAUCUACGACAGGUUAGACUGUUCGCUUAUUUUUCUAGGAUCUCCGCACAAGUGCUUUUAGCUUUUAGACCUAAGAAUCCUAGAACAUGCCUUGAAUUCACAGGCUGUACAUACGUCUCCAUCGUUUCUAGCUUUAAUAGAGCUUGUGAAUCUGUGGACUUUGACUGUAGCUGUCCAAACAACCUACUGACAAGGGUUUCCCUUUAGUGUAGCCAGAAAUGCCUUGAAUUAGAUCUCGACAUGCUGUAAAACUGCCUUAAUCAUGUAAAUGUUGGAGUGAUUGCGGUUGCUGAUAAUAAUUUUUUAUAUUGUUGCUGUUAUUAUUAUUCUUGUGUGUGUAUAUGUUUGUGAUUAUUUAUCUUAUUAUUAUUAUUUAUUUAUUUCAAAUGUUUUAUUUAAAUUAUUCGUUUGCCUAAUUCGUUUGUGAUUGAUUUGAAAGUUGUCUCGACAGCCAAAUGUUUCAUUUAUCGAUCUAAAGAUCGAUCUUUGUCAAUGCUGAAAGUCUGAAAUUCACUUUGCAUUAGAUACAAUCGUUUAUUAAUUUAUUUUUAUUUUCUUCAUGUUCAGCGCUUGUGUGUUUCUGCAGUCCUGCUAUUUGUCCAAAAAUACUUAUGCUAAUAAUAAUAAUAAUAAUAAUAAACAGUCCAAAAAGUCAAAAUGGGAUCCACUUGUGAUGUGACAUUCCAGCAAUCUGUUGUCAUGUGGAAACCCAGACACUGUGAACAUAGAAAUUCAUCAUCAUCUUCAAUGACAUGUGUCCAACUGGAUUCUGUACCAAGAUAAGUCUGCACUUAAUAAAACACAUCAACCUAAAACAA